UUUGACAUUAUAUGAAAAUACAUCUGAUACACCACAUGAAUAACUAUAUGCAAAACCAUCAACACAUGUGGGCUCAACAACAUAUGUUAAACUCUGAAGUUAUGUAGGACAUUUGAAGUAUGAAGGUACAUCUUUUAGUUUAUUGUGGAGUACUUUUGAGAGUAGCCAUCUAUAUUUAUAAUUUGAGAGCAUGCAUAUCCUAAUGUCAAUGUCUGCACAUUAGUUGUAGGAUAUGAGCUAUGAUUUUGGUGAACUAACCAAGAAAAUUAUUACAUGCCACAAAUGCUCAUGGCAAUAUGUAGGAUUACUUCCUAUGAAUUUACAUACAUACCCCCACCAUUUUAGGUUUUAAAAUUGAAAUGCGCCUUCAUACGUAGGGUAGAUAUGUAAAAAAUGAAAGUUAUGAAAUCUCUUUAAAAUGCAGUAGCCUCCCGCUACAGUCCCACAGUCCAAGAGAACCGGAAACUCCGCUCACCUUCCUUCUCUUCCGCACCCUCAUGGCCGGAGACGCCGAAAACCUAAUCCUAGAAGGGGACCGUCUUCCGACGACAUCAACAACAGCUCCCGGCACUCCUCUUCUGCAGUCCAGCGAGACUGACCUCGAUCGCUACCUCCGCCGGCUAGAGGUCUUUCUAUCUUUCCUUAGCUUCCACUCCCACUCUUCUCUUCUCAUACUCCUCCUCUGCACCUUCGUCUUCCUCCUCCUGGGCGUGGCCAUCCCCUUGUCUACUAUCAUACUCACCGUCUGCCCGCACGGAGGCUGCGACGGCUAUCGGAUCGAGCGUUUAGAGAUCUCCGUGUUUGUAUUCAGGGUGUUGCUAGCCGCUGUAUCUCUUGCUUGCGUAUCCCGUAAUCUCUACAAGUAUGGAAUCCGCAGGUUCCUAUUCGUCGAUCAGCACCACGGCCAAGCCGACCGGUUCCAGAAAGAGUACGUUCACAAGAUCCAGGAAUUUUUUUUCCUGCUUCUUUGGUGGAUGCUGCCCUGCUUUGCUGUGAAAGUUAUGCGUGAAAUCCUUCGCUUCGGAGCCAUCUCUCACGACUCCACAUGGAAAGCUGUCGUUGUUUUGUUAUUCUCAAUUAUGUCAUGGAUUUACCUAACCACAGUUUUCCUAUCAUCUUGUCUUCUCUUCAAUCUGGUUAUCAAUUUGCAAGUAAUUCAUUUUGAGGAUUACUGCAGACUUCUAGAAAGAGACAUGGAUACACUCAUAUUUUUCGAAGAACACAUCCGACUGCGAUAUAAUCUCUCGAAAAUCAGCCACAGGUUCCGCGCUUUCCUUCUGUCCGUGUUCUUAUUUGUCUCAGCUAGUCAAUUUGUAGCGCUCAUACAGAUUACUGGAUACAAUGAAACUAUCAGCUUCACAAAUUCUGGAGACUUAGCAGUAGCUUCUGUUGUUCAGGUGGUUGGUGUCGUCCUCUUGUUGCAUUCGGCUGCUAAAAUGUCUCACAGGGCUCAAGGAAUUGCUUCUGUAGCCUGUAAAUGGCAUGCACUGUUGACCUGUUCUUCCACUGAUACAUCUCAGGGAAGAACAAACAGCUCUGGAAACUUGGAUGGCGUUCAAGCAGCUCCUCAUUUGUUAAUGAAUUAUUCAGAAAGUGAUUUGGAGUCUUUGGACAAUGUAUCAGGCCUUACGAACACUCGCCUCGUUUCUUACAUGUCGACGUAUCACAAGAGACAAGCCCUCGCCAUGUAUCUUCAAACAAAUGCUGGUGGGAUCACCAUAUUCGGUUGGAUAAUCGACCGCAUAAUGAUGAACACUAUUUUCUUCCUGGAGCUGACAUUAGUUCUGUUUGUGCUUGGAAAGACCAUUGUUUUCACUUCCAAAUGAGGGCUUCCCAUAACUCUCGCUCUCUUACAGGCAGCAAUAUGCGUGGCUUAUUUCUUCGUCAGGUAACUAAUGCUUCUGUUAUGAUUUGCUUCACUUUAGUGAUUCCGUAUAUUUAAAACUUUUUGUAUGCUAUGUAAUAUAAAGAGGGUCCAUUUGAUAGUUGACUGUAAAAAUAAUUAUAGAAUUAUUAUGAAAAAAUGUUUUUUUA
Molecule: messenger RNA, 2034 nt
Organism: Phalaenopsis equestris
Lineage: Eukaryota; Viridiplantae; Streptophyta; Magnoliopsida; Asparagales; Orchidaceae
Exons: 4
Coding region: 498-1826 (442 amino acids)
Source: RefSeq, a predicted model, not a curated record